AUGGCCGACGCAAACGUGUACUUCGGUGAUGACUUCGGCCAGAAGAUCGACCUGACAGUCCGUAUCCGCGAGAUCUUGCGCAAUUAUCCUGAGGGCACGUCGAUGUUCAAGGAAAUGGUGCAGAAUGCCGACGAUGCGGGGGCUACGGAGGUGAAUUUCUGUCUGGACUAUCGCCAGCAUGCAUCAACGGGGCUCGCGUACGAGAAGCUUGGGCCGUUCCAGGGCCCGGCCCUUCUGGUGCAUAAUAAUGCCACCUUCACUGACGCCGAUUUGCAGUCGAUCCAGCGCAUUGGUAACUCGCUCAAAAAGGACGAGUCGAUGGGGUGGAAGACUGGACGCUUUGGUGUUGGUUUCAAUUCUGUAUAUCACUUGACCGAUCUACCUUCGUUUGUCAGCGGUCGGCAACUAGUUUUCUUCGACCCUCAGGCUUGUCAUUUGCCAAACGUCAACCCAAGCAAUCCAGGCAAAAUGAUUGACUACAUUGCGCACCCCGAACUUGUGAACAACUUUCCUGACCAAGUAUCACCGUUCCGAUGUUUCGGGUGCAAUUUUGCUGAGCCGUUCGUUGGGACAAUUUUUCGCCUUUCGCUACGAACCAAAGAGCAAGCUCAGCGGAGCAGGCUGUCAAACCGUGCCCAGACGCCUGCACAAACGGCAGAAAUGCUCGAAGAAUUUGCAGAUACAUUGCCGAUUGUACUGCUGUUUUUGCGUAACGUGUGCAAAAUUUCGAUUUGGGAGUGGCGUUUGGACGAAAAGUCCCCUGUCAUCGUGCAGGAAGCAUUGAUCAAUGACAUGACGUCAGAGGUUCGACUGAAGCGGUCCUUACGCUAUACUAGCGUGGCCUUUUCCGCCCAAUCCAGCCGGAAUUUCUCUGCUGAAGGAACUUUGCAUGACUACCCAUUGAAAAUCAUAGCUCGCAAUGGUGCUACACAUAUGUCCAAGGAGCACGAUUACUUUAUCACGAAUCAGCUCGGUGGUGGGGAAUGCUCCAAGAUCGCAUGCAAUCCAGCCAAUGUCGAUCAGCGUCUGAUACCAUGGGGUGGAGUAGCUGUUUCAUCGAAUGCCGAUUCCACGAUUCGUGCUGCGUCUGGCCUGGCUUUCUGUUUCUUGCCCUUGCCAGCGCAUACGCACUUACCUGUGCAUGUCAACGGGUACUUUGAGCUGUCGUCGAAUCGUCGCGACAUUUGGUUUGGUGAGGGGUUAAGUGGAGAAGGGCUGCUUCGAGCUCGGUGGAACAUUGCGCUACUUCGUGAUGUGAUUGCACCGUGCUAUGCUCGGGCAAUCCUGCACCUGGCUAGUACACAACUCAUGAAUCCUGAUCAGCACGUCCAGCUGUUGCCACAAACUUUCCCGCCAGCACCUUGGGACACGCUGGCUUCUGCAUUCCUUUCGUUGAUUCGCGACAAGCCGUGUUUGUACAGUGACGUCGAAAGUGGUCGGUGGGUGUCUCCUGCAGAAAGUAUGGUCUUCAGCAGCGCCAACUCGAGCUCAAAGCAGAUCGAGCAGUCGAUGGUUGACGACGGUUUCCCUGUUGUCAGGAACUUGACAGAAGAUCAAGAGCGCGUGUUGAUUAAAACAACCACGAUUUCGUCAUACGCUGGACCGCAGACCGUGCGAGAGGCGUACAAAGCAAAGCAUUCUUGCCAUGCUGGUAAUCGAGAAGCUAUCAAAUGCUUGUUGGGCUUCAUGCUGAGCGAUCUUCAGCCAGCCCGUUUAAAUGCUCUUGUUGGUGUAAAUUUUCUCCCUGUCGCCGAUGGCACACUUCGGAAAUUUGAAAGCCGCCCCGGAUUUGAUCCUGCUGGACUUGCAUACUUGCAUUCAAUGGGUUUUUCGCGACAACACGCUAUUCACGCGCUUGUGGUCGCGGGUGAAGACGGUAUGAAAACUGCGCUAGAUUGGUUACUUCAGAACCCCAAUCCAUCGGUAGUGUGUCGUGAAGGCGCCGCUGUAACGUACUUCAUUCCUAGUCGAGAGGAAUUAACAUUACUGGAGAAAGCGCGUGGUUAUCUUGUGAGUGUUGAAACUUUAUCGCAAAGUGGUAUGAAUCUUCUUUCGUCCGACACAGCAGGAAAAACCCUCAAUGUGCAAAAACUGGACUACCAAGGGUUUGAAGAUAUGCUGGCAAUGGUCUUGCCAGCAGCGUGGUUUGGGAAGCCAUCGGUGCCUUGGACUGGCGGAGAUGAGCCAAACGAAGAAUGGUUUCGGCGCCUCUGGGAGUAUAUUGGCAAAAGCAAGCAUCUCUCUGCAUUCAAGGAGAAGUGGCCAAUUGUCCCAACGUCAUCCGAUAUGCUAGUGCAAUUGAGUCUUUCAGCAGGUGUGUUGAGUGUCGAAUGCAUACCUGAUGGUUGCCUCCGGUGCUUGCAUAAGCUACAAGUCCGUUUACUACUACCAGAGUUGUUUGCCUCAUUCCAACCGAAUCCAGACGUGUGGCAGUAUAUCCAUCAACCUACUGCUGUCGGUGUGCUGUCGUGUAUUGAAAAGGUCAUCGGUGAAGGAGGGAUACCGACACGUGUAAGUGAGAUGUUUGGAAACACCGAUAGUUCGGAUCGCGAGCACCUGCUUCGAUUUUUGAUAUCCGCCGUAGUUGAAGAGAUCGGGCCGAACCUCAAGCACAUUUGCUGCAAUUUGCCAAUUCUGCCGGGGUUUCGCGAUGCUACUUGCGCCGACGAGCCCGACGUUCGAUUGGUAGACGGCUACGAUAAUUUUGAAAGUAUGGACAGCGGGGUUUCUCCCGCGUUUGUUUCAGUUGCGGGGCUCAAGGCGCGACGUCUGGAACCAAUGUUUUGUGUGGGCACUGCUCUCGAAUUUCUCCAUGACAAUUUUGUACAUGUGAGCGAAGGUGAUGUCUUGUUGGCAAGUUUUCUGUCGCAUAUUGGUGUUCGACAGAUUUCACGAGUGACUUUUUUUGCAAAGCACCUCAUUCCUCGUAUCAACUAUGUCAAGCCCAAAACACGCGUCAAGUUCGUCUACGAGCUCUUGGUGGAACUACCUGUUCUGCUAGGAGAGGACAGUGACGGCGAUUUGCUAAAUGUCAUCGAGACUGCGGCAAUUUUUCCGACAAUGACAGGAGGCACCAAGUCAAUUAACGACUUGUACGACCCUGAGAUCGAUGAGUUUGCCGAAUUAAUGGACGAGUCAUUUUUCCCAGCCCUUGAGCUUCAAGACCCACGGCCUCUUUCUGCGCUGAGAUCGAUUGGCCUGCAGCGUGCUUUGUCGCGUCGGUCCAUUUUGUCGCUAGCUGUUUCGUUGGAAGAUAAGCAAACAGAGAUUUCGACAGCUAGUGCCAACGUUGACCAAGUUGCUGCGUUCGAUGAAAUGUGUAAGAAGCUACGCGUACGUUCCGCGAACUUGUUCCAAUAUGUGAACACGCACAUGGACCAACUGGUGACUCCGUCACCGCUCCAAAUGCAAGUGCAGACUUGUACAACGAAAGGUAAAAAGGUCAAGGGCAUUCGCUUUUUGCGAAACGUUUUGGGUCACGACCGUUUGCGUGGACAUGAUGCACCACGCGAUAUCGUCGUGCCUACCGCAGAAGCUGUGGAGAAGCAAGCAAUCGAGGAGGCCGAGAUUGACGAUUUCAAAGCCAAAUUAGGACUCAUUGCCUGGAUCCCAGUUGAGGGUGGUGUGGAGGCAUUUGGUCAGACGGAAGUGCUGACAAAGCGGAUUGCGCACAUAUUGGAGCAAUAUCCUGACGGACCAAACAUCAUCAGCGAGCUCAUUCAGAACGCGGAUGACGCGGGGGCAACUCGCGUGUGCGUGCUGUACAAUAGCUGUUCAUACGGAACUUCGUCCUUGUUGAGUCCAGCCAUGGCAAAGUGGCAGGGGCCUUCAUUAUUUUGCUACAACGAUGCUGAGUUCAGCGAUGGGGAUUUCAUCAACCUUGCCCGCAUUGGUCAAGCCAGCAAACUGCAACGUGCAGCUACAACGGGACGGUUUGGACUAGGAUUCAACUCGGUGUACCAUUUCACGGACCUGCCUUCAAUUGUUUCGGCCAAGUCUAUUGUUAUGUUUGAUCCUCAUGCCACCCAUUUGCCUGGAAUUUCAGCUGCCAACCCAGGAAUCAAGAUUCGUUUUGCACAAUCCAGCAUCGUGAGACAGUUUCCGGACCAGUUUGCACCGUACAAGGAUGUAUUUGGAUGUGAUUUGGAGCAGCAUUACAAGGGGACUUUGUUUCGAUUCCCGCUUCGAAAUAAUACUCUUGCAGAGUCCAGUGAAAUCAAGCGUCGGGGCUACUCUCAUAGCGAGAUUGUGGAAUUGUUCAAAAGCUUUCAGGGAUCGAUCAUUGACUCGAUGUUAUUUCUCCGAAACGUUCGCAAAGUGGAGAUAUAUCUUCAAUCAGAGAUCGGCCAGUCACCCACGCUUCUCUACGGUGCGGAAGUACCUGAAGAAGAUCGUGGUGAGUCGUGGCGGGGCAUUGAUCGAUUUAUGCAACAUGACGAAGUUUCGGGAAAUGCAGCCGGUGUGCCGGGGCUAACCGCUAAGAGAGAGUUCUACGCGCGUUUGCAAUCCACACCCGCAGAUAAGCUACCUUCGGUGACCCAGGUGCUACGCAUUCGGCGAUUGCAUCGAAAGGAGUUGGCGAUCUUAUUCGAUCGGUUUAGUGGCGAGCAAAGGAAUCUUGAGACUCAAACGGUGGAAGCAGAAGAAGAGAAUCAGAUGGACGAGACUGUUGAAAAGUAUUUGGUGUGUAACCAAAUUGGUGGCGGAAAAGCUCGCGAGAUGGCUUGCGCCGCUGAAAACGAGUCGUUGAAGCUAAUUCCUUGGGUUGGCAUUGCUGGUCGCGUUGAUGGAGUUGCUAUUGAAGGGCGAGCAUUCUGUUUUUUGCCCCUUCCGGUACGAGUUGGUUUGCCCGUUCACAUCAAUGGUUACUUCGAGCUGUCCUCGAAUCGGCGCGAUAUUUGGACAGGCGAUGACAUGAGCGGCGACGGAAAGUUGCGCUCCGAGUGGAAUUUAAAUCUAUUAGUAGAUGCGGUUGCUCCUGCGUAUUUGACUUUUCUACUAAAAGCGAAAGCCAUGUGUGAGAAUCGCUCUCAGUAUUUUUCGUUUUUUCCCACAAACGUACCGACCAUUCCAUGGGAUGCCAUCGCCCUCGAGCUCUUUCGAAUUAUGAAAGACCAGCCGAUGUUUUUUGCGUCCGCGACUCAACUGAUGGAUCACGCAGCUGUGGAGGUUUCUGAAAGAUCUGUCGCUCCCAGCGCCUGUGUUUUGGUUGAUGAUACUCUUGACAAUUGGAAAGUCCUCGAAGCUGCCCUGCAUGCCGCGUCACUGGUGACGGUGCAUAUUCCGGCGGCCCUGCACAGCGUAUUGGUUCAAGUUCAUGCAGUCUACGGAGUGAUGACGCCUGCUUUCUUUCGGCAGCUGACGGGACAGGGAAACUUCCUACCUAGUUUGAAGCCAGACAUUCUCAAACAAGUUGUUCAGUUUUGCUUGUCGGACUGCAAAGGCUCGCUGAGUUUGUGUGCGGAAGCACUCGACCAACAACCGAUACUGCCCCUGAAGGAUGGAAACUUCGAAAAGAUUCGUUUCGACGACAUGAAAAUGGAAAGCAAUGAAUUGGAGCUGCAAAGCAAAAGACUGCACGUGACCUACUGUUUCGAGAGUGCUUUAGAGGAACGACUUUUGGACGCUUUUCCGCAAUAUGUCGUCCGUGGCGAAUUCAAAGAUCUAUUUGAUCAAGUGCCAUUUGUAUACGAGCAUACGAAUCUUCGAGUGGUAAAUCUCGAAGCGAUCGCGAACCUCUUUCUACCCGACGUGCUCGGUAACUGUUGGAGUAAGACUGAGGAGGGAGUGUUUACUUUUCAGCCAUCGUCUCAGGUGAAGGUGACUCAAGACAAGAAAGAUUGGAUUCGUCUGUUGUGGAAGUAUGCGGAGGCUCAGUUACAAAGUAUUGGACAUCUGCCUCAAGCCUUUACGACUUGGCCAUUAUUGCCCGUUACAUGCGAUGGUGAAAACCGAUGGGUUUGUCUAGGCGCAACUGUUAGUCUUGUCCUUCCUCAUCUGGAGGCGCCCGCACUACCGCCGCAGGAACUUCACCAGCUGCAACACACGCUUGCAAAAGUGGGCAUCUAUGUUAUCGAUACGACGUACGUAAGCGGCAAAAGGAGUGCGCAGUGGUUGCUGGCGCACAAAUAUGCGCACAGGCUGACUUCAACAGGUCUUCUGGCAGCUCUAAGCCGCUACCAGAAUCGCCAUCAACAGCAAAGUUUUGGCGAGAUAUUUGCUCAUGCGACGUCUGCUGAUCGACAAGUGCUGUGCAAUUUUUUCACGCAAAGUGCGUACAAUACUGUGUCAAAAGACUUCAAGCCAGUCCUGUUCGAGCUCCCGAUAUUUCCCGUACACAGCAAGUCAAUGUCGGUUGCCGCUAGUGCUGAUCAGGACAACGGUGUGUCUUUCGUUAGUCUGAGACGAGGGGGCUAUUUACCGGACACGGAGGCCGAUAUCAGGAUUCUUAGUGGCUCCUUUUUUCGUGCUGAUAGCGAAGCAACGAGGAAAUUCCUUCGUGACUGCGGGAUCGAAGAAUUGAACUACACGGCAAUCUUGUUGGAUCACGUUUUCCCGCAUUUGUCAGUGUUCGAUCGACAAGGUGAAGACUUGGUCGAUUCAGUGAUCAUCAGUGCGCUCGAAACGCUUCCGUUUCAUCAGCGAAAUGACACUCGAUUUCGCGAGAUCGUGUCAACUCGUGCCAUCAUUCCUUCCAGAAAACGGGUCUUUCGAGCAAUUAACCAGCUUCAUGAUCCCAAUGUGAGCGAGCUGAGUGAGCUGGUAGGCGAAAACAGCCUGCCUGCUCACGCUUUUUCGACCCCGCCCAUCGUUGAGAUUCUCCGGUCACUGGGACUUCGUACUGGAUUAUCGUGUCACGCGGUGCUGGAAAGUGCACAUUCUAUUGAGACGAUGUAUCGAGAGGACGAUGAAGAUGCUGUGGACCGUGCUUGUCUCAAAGCGCACAGUCUGCUCACGAUUGUCAACAAGCACUUUGAUUCCAUGACGGGGGAGUCCAGCUUACGCAGUGAUUUGACGAGUGAUCAGGAUGGUCACGAUGGAAAGGAAGCUAUACUGGAAGUUGUGGCAGCUCUAAAAGAAAUCCAGUGGCUGCCAGUUCUUGCUGAUCCACCGAACCCCGCUAUGCCAUGGAGAAGCUCAGCUUCGAGUGGCGGCCAGCGGGAGCUUCUUUCGAGUGCCUUGAACAUGCGCCCGCUUAAAGACGCGUGGUUUUGCUCGUCGUCGUUGAAUGUGUUGGACGGUGAAUUGACUUCGGAACAACUCAUGGCCGCAUUCGGGUGGAAAGAGAAAGUAGCCCCUUUCGUAGUUGCAAAGCAGCUCGAGGCAAUCGGCGCGCUGUGGGAAGAAUACUGUCUAAGGAAAGACAGUGAAGCUUUGCUGUUGUCUCCUCCUUCACCCAACUGGCGUUUUCCUUUAUCGGAGGUUCAUAUGAUGUAUGAAGACUUAGAAGAUUAUCGACUGGCGGACGAAGAGGGGUGGACGGUGUCACCUUUGUAUCGCAAGUUGGCAAAUGCUUUGUGGAUCUGGACUGGUAAUAGUUUCGCGUACCCGUGCCAAAUUGCAGUGACGGCGGACGCCAGCCUUGAGCCGCUUUUGUACUGCUGCCCAAGCGAGCAUAUCAUCCCGCGAUCGCUUCUAGCUUCUUUUGGUGCCAAAGAAGCUUUUGUUGUGGUCGACUACUUGGAAGCCAUCAUGAGGCUACCACGACACGAAGUGUUGAGGGCGACGCAAGUUGCAGCAUGUCUAAAGAUCUAUGAGAUUGUCUCGAAGGACACGCCAUCAUUAGUGUCAGCUCUUGAUUCAUUUGCGUCACAAGAAAUGGUAUUACUAGAUCAGGCAAACCAACUUGUCCCUGCCGCACGGCUAACGUUCGAUGACAUGGAAUGGGACGAAUCCCGAGAGGUUCGAAGGGGAGUGACAUUCGUGUCAAAAAAAGUUCCCGAGACUGUUGCUCGUCUGCUUGGAGCCACAUCACUACACUCGAAGCUGGCUCAGACGUCGGUGAGUAGUGUCAAUGUCACCUGUCCUUCCGUCGUUGCACUACAGAAAAUGCUACCACCUCAAUCAAAGUGGCAUCAAAGGUUUUUGUGGGAAACGAUUCGAGCAGCCGAGCAACUCGGAGGUACGCAAGUGGACUUUUCGAUGGAUUUCCGUCGCCAUGCUUCACAGCGUGUGAUCCAGCCGUCGCUGCAGCCUCUGCAGGCCGAAGCUAUCUGCAUCCACAUCCACGACGUAGUUCUGAGCGAAUACGACAUUGAGAAUUUGUCCUGUAAAGAUUCAUUGCACGCAGGACUUUUAUGUGGGUUUUUCGCGUCGGACUGCAUGCAGAUACUAAGUGGAGAGGGGUUCUACAUCCUGGACCCAACAGCGUGCUACCAGGCGUCGUCUGUCGGCCCAACGUCAGCAUCGGUGUCGGCGUCAGAUCGAGCGACAAGUAUUGGUCGACGCUAUGAAGUGCUUAGUCACGACUUUGUGCGGUAUCCAGACCAGCUAUUGCCGUUCACGUCCCUUCCGUAUUGUCCAGGCAAUGUCUCGCGGGGAACAAGAAGUACUUUGAUUCGAUUUCCGUGGCGUAAAACGGCGUCGGCUCUUUCGUCUUACAUAUUCGAUUCGGGGGAGGCUGAAUCACUGAUUGCGUUUGUGAAGUCACAGCUGUAUCAGACGUUAAUUUUCACAGAGACCGUUCACCAUCUUUCACUUUGGAGUUUAGGUGCAGUAUCUGAGUUCGCAUCUCAAUGCCAUGGCGAGGUAUCGCUUGACGUACCCGAGCGUACUCUCCGAAAGCGCAAUAUGACACGCAAGAAUGAAGAGUGGAAGAAGAAAUUUUUCCUACAAAGCUUCUUCAAGAGUGCGGUGAUUCCAGAGAACCAAAUGGAGUUCGUUGUCAAUCUUGAAGUGGAAAAUAAACGAUAUCGAGACACAUGGAUUUUCGCGGAUAACAACGGAUCGGGAAGAAGUCGCGAUUUGGCAUGCACUCCAACUCACGAGAUGCUUGGUUCGACUCCGUACGUUAGCGUGGCAACCCAUAUCUUCCGUGACGGUAGCCCAGCUCCGCAUCUACAUGGCCAUGUGUACGAUAUCAUAGACACUGGUCAGCAGGUGGGGCUCCCGGUGCACAUCAAUGGCUGCUUCAAGAGGACUAUGAUGAACAAGAACCUUGCCCUGGCAUUGUCCACAAGGCAGGGUGGUCGAGGAGAUGCUAGGGGUACAAGCGGCAGUGAGCAAGAGGUUGCAGCGGGUUGGAAUUGUAUUCUACUGGAAGAUGGUGUUUCAGAUGCGUACGUGAAGCUGCUUUUGAUUGCAAAGCGGCGUUACGCACCAAAUGCUCCUAGGGCACUCUACAAUAUAUGGCCGGCAUUCCAAAAGGGGCGAGGAGCAAGGGAGCUCGGAACGAUUGUGCAGACGCGUACAUACCAUUCAAUUGCAACGCGGGAGUUGUUUUUCUGCACCGAUGGUGUAUUUCGCUCAUUAAGCAGCGGAUACCAGCUAGAUUCGAGUGGCAUGAACAUUCAGGUGGCAUCCUUUGCUCAACUCCAUUUUCCAGCUUUCGACGUACCGACAAGAAUACUGCAAGAUUGUUCGCAUCUCUUUCCCUCGCGCAUGUCCUUGGUAACGCCAAAAGUGAUGCGUCGAUUUCUGAGAAGCGUGAGCAGUUCCGAGGUGUUCUCGGAUGUCUGCUUAUCUUUGCUGGAGUAUUGUCUGAGUGAUUUACCGUUUCCGUUGCCAUGUGAGACGGAUCCUAUAUGGACAGAAUUUCAUGGACUUUCCUUACUUCCUCUAGAAGAUGGGAGUGUUGGUGUGCUACGAGUAAAUCAUCGUCGCACGAGCUACGUGCUUGCCUCGUUCAACCAAAUCGAGUUGCUUAGACCAUUGGGCCACCGGUUUGUAUCUCUGGCAGCAUCCCGACGGCUUCACAAGUUCUUCUCGAAAAGUCGGUUUGCCUCCGUUUUUGGGCUGGCUUCUUUUUCCAUCAAGAUCCUGUCGGAUUAUAUCGAGCGAAUAUUGCCACCGUUCUGGAAAAACCAAACUGUUGUUGACUGGGAUCCGAGGUCGCCGAUUGAAAUCGACCGUCUGUGGUUAUACCGCUUUUGGCAGGAAGUGCAUCUUGAGCGCCGUUCUCUCGGGUAUUUUGCGCGCUGGCCAUUGAUUCCCAUAAAAGGAUCGCGGCUGAUUUCUUGUAGUAAAAUGGACAUGGUUCUUUGCGUAUGGGAUGAUUCUGCAGACAGAGACAUAUCUGCAGAAGCUGCCAAGGCAUUUGUGGAUUCUGCUUUACAGCAAGAGAGUAAGUUGGCUGACAUCGACGCUGAGCAUAGACGUUUUGUAGAGCUUAGCGCUGCAAAAUUUGACAAUGAAGACGAAGUUGCGGAUGAGAGUACUUUUGAUGGGCAGGAAAGCGUUGCAUAUGAUGGAGAACACGGCAACGAUGAGGUUGCAGAUGAGAUGGUAUCCGUUUCUAACGAAAGUCUGUCAAGCGGAGAAACGAAUCUGUCGAUCUCCCACGUACAAAGUGCAAGCACUGCACCGCUUUCGCCUCAAAACGGUGAACUCCCUUCGAAUCUAAACGACUUGCCAGGAUACCAAGACUCUGAUGAAGUCGUUCCUCUGUCAGCCGAAUCAACGUCCGUGGUGUUGGAGAAUGUCAGAAAUGACGACGAAGCCAGUGUCGAUGACGCUGAAGGUGCUGAAGUCGGUGAAGGUUUCUCUAUUUCCGCGUACGCAAUGGAAGACGAAUCACACGAGUCGUGUAGCCGGGAAACACUCCAUAACGUCCUCCUGGAUUUGAAUGUGGCAAUGAUGGAGCUCGCGUAUUUUAAGGGCCAAGAGCACGACAUUGUUCCGCGAAGUGCCGAUGUGGGUCGAGUCGUUCUUGACGGGAUUUUUGCCUCGAUAUGGAGCGAUCUGCGCUGGGAAGGGUUGAGUGAAGCACGUGCAGUUCUGAUUGCCGAGUUCUUUUGUCACCAUGGCAACGCUCACGGUGGAUACAACCGUAUUCAGCUUGAAAGGGUGAAACAGCUGCCGAUUUUUGUGAACAUUUGCAAUGAACUCUGCGCACUUAGUGGCGGAUUACAUUAUUUUCUAAUUCCACUGGAACUCAACUUGACCGACAUUCCGCUACCUCCUGAUGCACAGCAAUGCUUUCUCAAAAGCAAUCCAAACUUGAACGCUUUUUACCAAGAACUUGGCGUGGUGGAAAUGAGCGAUAGCAAGCUCCUGAUCUACGUACUACCGAUGUAUAGUGAGUUACCGAUAGCGCAGCGCAAUCAGGUAUUGCAGAUUAUUUUACGGAAGUGGCAAUCAUUACGCUCUGAUGCUGACUUGACCUCCUUGCUUAGCACGUCGGCUUUGUUUGGCGAUGGUGAGAGUGAAGACGGGGACUGUUAUCCAGCAAGCUCUUUCUGCGAUCCGCGCAAUAGUGUCCUUGCCACCAUCUAUCACGGUGUCCCCGGACGAUUUCCUGCUCAACGCUACCAAACGCUCGAGUGGCUGGAUCUCAUGUCUGAGAUAGGGCUGCAAACUGAAGUGACCGCCGACAUCUUUGUGGAGUGCGCGGAACGCAUUGAUAGACAAUGCUCGGGUAAGCAGGCUCUCUCAGCCGACGACGAGCGGCUCACAACAGCAUUGCAUCAAUUUUUUGUCCAGAAUUAUGAUAAGUUUGACCGGUCACGAUCAUUUUUCGAGCGGAUUGCGCCGCUGGCGUUUGUCCCUGCCAUCUUGUAUGAAGCAUCGGGCGUGCCGGGGUUGAAUCAGAGCUCACGAAACUCUUCAGGAAGCUAUACACCGUGUUCUGUUGUGCGCAAGUACUCUGAUUGCGCUAUACCAGAUGACCAGGCGCUAGUGUAUACAACAAUGCCAAUUUUGGCGAACGUAGCGCUACCACCACGCGUACUUUUUAGUCGCUUAUGCAUUAAGUCUCCACCGCCUCAAGACCAGGUCGUCUCUCAUUUGCUGUCCAUUACGCAAAGCAACUGUGCUACGUCAUCAGGAUCUCUGAAUUGGCAAUUCUUCAUGCCCGUGGAGAAGGUAUUCCAGGCAAUCUUUGGCUUUUUGCAGGAAAACUGGGAUAAACUCGGAUCAGAAACACAGGAGCGUCUUACUGCUGCGGUGGUCAUCCCUGUUGGCUCGACGCUUGUAAAGGGCUCUCGCUUGUUCUUUCAUUUGGGCGAAAAUCUAGCUCCACUACUGUAUGAAGUACCUCGGAUGUUCGGCGCAUACGACGCGCUAUUUCGUCGCAUGGGGUCUAAGGAAUCUCCGACAGUGGACGACUAUAUUCGUUUGCUGUCUGAUCUCAAUGUAGAGUGCUGUGGCCUUCCGUUGAACUUGAACGAACUCAUUGCAGCUGCCCGAUCAGUCGAUCUCCUCGUCGCUGCCAUGAACGAUUCCAACCGUCGCCUCUCCAUAGAUGAGAAAAAAAGUAUCUUUCUUCCUUCAGGAAACGCAGUGAUGCGAUCAAUGUUGGCGAUGGCUUACAACGACUCAGCGGCUCUUUGCUCAAGUAUUGAUCUCACACAAUUGCCUGUGGUUCAUCCCCGAAUAAGCACGAGGUGUUGCAAGAUACUGGGGGUGCCAGGAGCCACUACCGUUGUGACGGAAGAGCUAGCUGGUGGUGAGAACAUGAUAGAGAUGCUGGUUAGUGACGACAUCGCACACUUCACUAGUGUGUUGGCUUCGCAGCCGUUCGCUGAUGGCUUGCGGACGAUCAUUACCACGCAACAACAAAAAGCAUCCUUGUAUGAUGCGUUCGGGUUCGUUCCUGACUUUGAAGACCUGAAUCUUCGGAUCUUGAGCUUAGCGACAUUCGAAGUCAAGUGCGUGACAAAGCUGCGCUCGCGCUUCAUCGCAAAGCUGGAUUGCCCUCCUCGUAGAAUCGACGUGACCAAGACCACACGCAUGGGCAGCUUAUCUUUCUUGGACCAAACGAGUAGACGGAUUUACAUUGCAAAGCGCACGCUCGAAGGGCGUCGCGAUAUGGGACUGCGCGCGAGUUACUUGGUGGCACGAUGCGUCAAUCAGGUCCUCGGCGGCAUUCUGCAAGAUUGCUCCGUGCUAGAGUCCAUAUUAACAUGUGACGAAGUCGAGAUUCCGGAAGUGCUGCAACGGCUUGAUGUGUACGAAGACCCUGUGUUGAUCGAGGAAAAACUUCGAGGAGUAUUGGGCCAGUCUCUAUGUGAGGCAGACCGUGCUAAUGUGGAGCUGGCUCCGUUGCGCUCUUGCUUGCCUGGCGAACUUGUCGCUAUAGGUGGCAGAGGCGGAACUCUGUACUACGGCAAAAUUCUGCGGGAAGGACCCAGUGAUAUUGCAGGUGUGAGUCAGUAUGAUGUAAGAGUUGAUAGCUCGGCUACCCGGCGGAUGUUAGCUACCGAAGUGUACUUUUUCCGGUCCGCCCGCGUACAGACCAGUAGCCGCUUCGAUGCUGCGGUCAGCGAGCCGUCUGAACGGCAAGCAGAAGACGUUGUGGCUGGCCAGCGUGAGCCUGUUGUGAUGCCAUCGUCCGUCGUAGCGAUUGUUCCUGGAGCCGACGGCAGUGAACUUAUGUCGGAUGUCGUUAUCCCAGCGCCAGCGGUCUCCUCUGCCAAUGUCUUGUCGGCCGUCAACGACCUGCUGUCUCGCCUGAAUGUGACGCUGGACAUGAGCGUGGAAGACCUGAUGGCCGAGAACCUGCAAACGCAGCGUCGUCUGGAGGUGGCGGAAGACGGUCGCCGCGCAGCUGAGACGCAGAUCGACUCAAUUAUGCGUGAGAAGAAGGAGUUACUGGACGCGCUCAUUUGCGCUGUCUGUCUCGAAAAUCAGGUCAAUCGCGUGCUCAUUCCGUGUGGUCACGUCUACUGCGCGUCUUGCGUAGAGCAACUACCGCGCCCGUCGUGCCCAAUCUGUCGCCAGAAUAUCGCCUCCAGCUCCGUCUUCCACGUACCGUCGUAG
Messenger RNA from Hyaloperonospora brassicae, 13917 nucleotides. The record is from the annotation of a GenBank genome assembly. NCBI's taxonomy places the organism in Eukaryota, Oomycota, Peronosporomycetes, Peronosporales, Peronosporaceae.